Molecule: messenger RNA, 5078 nt
Organism: Myxocyprinus asiaticus (Chinese sucker)
Lineage: Eukaryota; Metazoa; Chordata; Actinopteri; Cypriniformes; Catostomidae
Product: acetylcholinesterase-like
Exons: 7
Coding region: 417-2318 (633 amino acids)
Biological process (GO): acetylcholine catabolic process; choline metabolic process
Cellular component (GO): plasma membrane
Molecular function (GO): acetylcholinesterase activity
Source: RefSeq, a predicted model, not a curated record
GCAGUGCAAGACACCUCAUACUGUAUCAUCAUAGACCCUUCUUCGCUUAUCUCCGUCAGGGGCUAGAUCAAGCGUUAAAAUCAGUCCGAUGAGACUAUAUAAUUCACCCCAUUCACGCUAGUCACGCUCCCGUUGUCCUGUUUUACUUAUCGCCCUACGACACGGCAAGAAUUCUGGCUUGCAUCGUUCAAGGACAGAGAGAGGAAGAGCCCAAGGGAGAGGGGCACUGAAGCAAAGCCGGCUUGUGAACGGGAGUCGCCAGGUUCUGAAUUCAGGCAUCUUAGCAGGUUUGAUCAUACUGAACUGAGCUUAAAGAAGAAUCAUACUGAACUGAGCUUAAAGAAGAAUCAUAUUGAACUGAGCUUAAAGAAGAGUGAGAUCACAAUUCUUUCCUGACCAACAAAAGGAAAUACAUAAUGAAGACCUUAGACAUUUUCCUUCUGCCCACUGUGCUCCUCAUGUUCCUUUUCCACUGCUGUCUUGCACAAAGUGAAUCUGACCUCAUAGUAACAACAAGGUUGGGCCGUGUGCAGGGUGUACGCUUGCCUGUUCCAGACCGGAAUCAUGUGAUCACUUUCUUGGGCAUUCCAUAUGCUGAACCUCCUAUUGGGAAGAGGCGUUUCAAGCAAGCAGAGCCCAAAAAGCCUUGGAAUGGUGUCUUUGAGGCAAGAGACUACCCAAAUGCCUGCUAUCAGUCUGUAGACACCACCUACCCAGGCUUUCCAGGUAGCGAGAUGUGGAACCCCAACAGAAUGAUGAGUGAGGACUGCCUGUACCUUAAUGUGUGGGUGCCUCCUUCCCCUAGGCCACAAAACCUCACAGUAAUGGUCUGGAUAUAUGGUGGUGGCUUUUAUAGUGGUUCCUCCUCUCUUGAUGUCUAUGAUGGCCGGUACUUGGCUAACUCUGAAAAGGUAGUAGUUGUAUCUAUGAACUAUCGUGUUGGAGCUUUUGGAUUCCUUGCACUCAACGGCUCAUCAGAAGCACCGGGAAAUGUGGGUCUCCUUGACCAGAGGAUGGCCCUCCAAUGGGUGCAAGAUAACAUUCACUUCUUUGGAGGUAACCCAAAACAGGUCACCAUUUUUGGAGAAAGUGCCGGUGGAGCCUCAGUGGGGAUGCAUCUUCUGUCACCAGGCAGCCGCCCAUAUUUCACACGUGCCAUAAUGCAGAGUGGUGUUCCUAAUACCCCCUGGGCUACUGUUAGCUUUGAUGAGGCCCGUCGGAGAGCCACCUUGCUGGGCAGUCUCAUUGGAUGCAGUGAAGGUAAUGACACCGAGCUGGUUGACUGCCUGAGGAACAAAGAGCCAGAGGAUCUAAUUAAUAUGGAGUGGAGAGUACUCCCCUAUAACAGCCUGUUCCGCUUCUCCUUUGUACCAGUCAUAGAUGGCGUGGUGCUCCCUGACACCCCUGAUGCCAUGCUCAGCUCAGGGAACAUUAAAUACACUCAAAUCCUCAUGGGUGUAAAUCAGGAUGAAGGAUCUUACUUCUUACUUUAUGGUGCACCAGGAUUCAGUAAAGACAAUGACAGUUUAAUAUCACGAGAAGACUUCCUCCAAGGUGUGAAGAUGGGUGUUCCUCAUGCUAAUGAGAUUGGCUUGGAGGCAGUUAUCCUUCAGUACACUGACUGGAUGGAUGAGAACAACCCUCAAAAGAAUCGAGAUGCCAUGGAUGAUAUUGUAGGAGAUCAAAAUGUUAUUUGUCCUCUACAACACUUUGCAAGAUCGUAUGCCCAGCACACUGGUGUCCAUACCCAGGCAGCAGCAGCUGCACAAGGGACACUGGGCUGGGGAAACUUAGGAUCAACAGGCUACAACAGUAACUCACAUGGUGCUGUGUACCUCUACUUGUUUGACCAUCGAGCCUCUAACCUGGCCUGGCCUGAGUGGAUGGGUGUAAUUCAUGGUUAUGAGAUUGAGUUUGUGUUUGGCCUGCCUUUAGAGAAAAGGCUCAAUUACACAGCAGAGGAAGAGAAACUCAGCCGACGUAUGAUGAAAUACUGGGCCAAUUUCGCCCGCACUGGUAAUCCCAACAUUAACAUUGAUGGCACCAUAGAGAGUCGAAGACGGUGGCCUCAGUUUACAGCUAAUGAGCAGAAGCAUGUGAGUUUGAAUACAGAACCACUGAAGGUGUACAAGGGUCUAAGAACGCAGGUUUGUGCUCUGUGGAACCGCUUCCUGCCUCGUCUACUUAACAUCACAGACAACAUCGAUGAUGUUGAGCAACAGUGGAAAGUGGAAUUUCACCGCUGGAGCUCUUACAUGAUGCACUGGAAGAGCCAGUUUGACCAUUACAGCAAGCAGGAGCGCUGUACAGAUCUCUAGAUAAAUCUGACAUGAACGUAAGAGAGUGCAGAUAAAAAAAAAAAAAAAAAAGGAAAACUGAUGACCAUAUCACUUAAUAGUCUUUUUUCAGAAUGGCAAAGGUUCCCAAAGCUCAAUUAAAUCAUGUCGUUCAUUACUAUCUCUGAGUUAUGAAUGUUGCACUUAUGUUCUAUUUUGUUCUUCCCGUUGCAGGUUAUUGUUCUUAUCACACAAUUAUAUUACAUGCAAGGAGAGGAGGUGAAUGCAAGCUGCUAUAAAAGAUAAUAGUGCUAUGGUCAUCAAAAUGUAUGAAUCAAAAAAUUGUUGUAGUUGCAGUAUUACCUCUGAAAAGUGAGUGUGUUUGUCUGUCUGUCUGUUCCGCUGGAACAUGGAAACCCUCAUUCACUCUGGUCCUCAGGAUACCACACUUUUUAACUUUUUUUGGUUUUUAUGUUCUUGUAAGGCUUGAAUUAUUAUGGCUGCUUUACCGUGUGUUUCUCUCUUCUCCCUGUCUACCACAUCUAUUCAGCAUUUUGUGUUUUUUUUUAUCCCGGUUAUUGUGUGAACUUGACUACUGUCUCUGCUUUCUGACUGUGGGCCAACUCAAUAUACUUACUUCAUUCAGGAAUCAGGAGCCAUUUCAUUUCAUCUAUGCUGGCUAACUAUGUAUACUCAAUUGUGUUUUUGUGUGGGCAAGUAUGUGAUAUAAUGUACUGAUAUUUAAAACUUCUCAUUUUUAUUGCUACACGCAUUGCAUGCAUUCUGGUGCCCGCAGUAUGACGCUUGUAUUUAUGUGUGUUUGAGAGAAAGUGUGCGUUUACCAUAUACCAACUACAUGGGUCAGUUUGUGUGUCUGUAUGUACAAUACCACUUGUGAAUGCCACCUCUCCUUAAUUCAAGUUUCAUAUGGGAAUUUUUUAUGCUGUAGUGUUUUAUGCUAGAAAGAGAGAACGGUGAGUACGAGUAAUGUUGACUGUGUGCCAAAGGUUCAAUAUAAUUUUUUUCCUUGCUGUCUCCCUCUCUCGAUGGGAAAUGAUUCUCAUUACGAUAAUGGAGAGAGAGUAAUUUACUUAGUGCUCAUUCGAAAUGACAGCCUGCUGUAUCAGCCAUCUUAACUCCAGCCCCACCUUUACCCUUUUGAUGCAGUAGGAGGAUGAUGAAGGAAAACACAGGCAAUAAGGGAAGAUACAAGGACAAAAAGAAUACAGGGUUACAAAAGCCACUUCUGUCACAUAUUCUAUAUUUAUUGUAAUUGUAUAAUGUCCUUUUUUUUUUUUAAGUUAAUUAUUUGCAUGAUUGCAUAAAGUAUAAAAAGAGCUAAAAGUCAUGUGGUGUUUUUAGUUUGUUUAAAAUAGAGCAUAUAUAUAUAUUUUUUUUUUUUUUUUUUUUUAAUUAAGAUGGUGGAACUACAUACAUAUUUGUAUUUUGCCUGUGAAUCUGUAUCAAACAUUCUUUUAUAUUUUACUGAGUGAAUGUAUUGUAUUAUGGUCAUUAAUGCUCAUGUAUACAUUGUUCCAAUUUGCAUAUUCAUGUUUAUUAUGAACACGCUGAAUUUGUGAAUGCUAGUCUGUUUAUGCUGUCUCAUUAACCUUAUGUCAGCCUGCAUUUACUAAGGCUAUUUCAGUGUAUUUGUCCAGUACCAUUUACAGUAUCUACAGUUUUUUUCAGCACUGUGGAAGGGAUCUGACUCUGAGGAGACAGCAGGUCUUCCAGCACACAAAAUGACAGGUUGUCAUUAAGCAUUUAACCUCUGAAUAAGACUGAAGUAAUGUAGGUUAGCUGCAAAAAAAGAAAGAAAGAAAGACAUUUUGAAUAGAAUAUUAUCUUGUUCUAUUUAUAAAUGUUGGAUCAGAUGAAAAAGAAAAUGUAAUGCGAGUAUAGUAUGACUAUAGUAAGAUUAUGUGUGCUUGUUUAUGGGUUUGAAUGACAGCUGCUCUUGCACAGUGAGAGGUCUACCCAUCUCUUGCACCCCAUGAAAUCCCCUUGUGCAUGUCCCAGACUCCUCCACUAUAUUCUGUGCUUUAAAAAUUGACUGUUAUCUUCUCUGACAAUAUUAGUGCUGAUGCCUAUUAAUGAUAUUACAAGUUUAUAGCUAUAAAACAUUGCUAGCCCAGAGAUAAAUAUUGAUGUUAGCAAUAACAAAGUACACUUAUAAUGGAAUAUAGAUUUAAUUGCAUUGAAGCUCAUGUAAUAAUGUCACUGACAUUGGACAGCAAUGAUCAUGGAUAUUGUAACUGAUUUUAAAUCAGUGGUUUUGUCAAAACAAUAUAGAGUGCCAUAUGCUACCUUACAGAUAUUGUUCUUUAGUGUUGAAUAUGGAAUCACUUUGGUUUAUGUAAGUUGCAUUUAACAUUAAGAGCAGCUUUUCAUGUGAUUAUUUCAUGCAUUUUUAAGCAAAUUAUUAAUCAUUUUUAAUUAUUGAAAUUAUGUUGCCAGCAAGGACACCUGCCUCCCGAUUACAUCACGAAGAGACAAUAUUCUCUCUGACAAAUCCAUAAGGUUCUACCCCACAAAUAUGUAGAACAUUGCAUUUGAACAUUGUUCUGCAGUUGUUGCACUUUGACAACAUACCUGUAAUAAUAAUUAUUGUUGUUCUUUUUAUCAUUAUUUAUUAAUUAUUGUCAAGAUAUUGCCUGCUGUGUCAAAUUAGUGCCAAAAAAGUAUUGUGACAGCAUCGUGCAAAUCCUCUGCAUGGUGUUACUUAUCCGCCCACUCUGGAUAACAUACCAAUAGCUGUCCACCGCAACCUCAAUAAACAGUUAUUAACUUAAUUACAUUAGA